Messenger RNA from Cryptomeria japonica (Japanese cedar), 2564 nucleotides. Its product is annotated as THO complex subunit 1. Bases 298 to 2346 code for a protein of 682 amino acids. Lineage: Eukaryota; Viridiplantae; Streptophyta; Pinopsida; Cupressales; Cupressaceae. Gene Ontology annotation, biological process: regulation of DNA-templated transcription elongation; mRNA export from nucleus. The transcript has 21 exons. The record is from RefSeq and is a predicted model, not a curated record. Gene Ontology annotation, cellular component: THO complex part of transcription export complex.
AGCGUGAUCCUUGCACCUCUUCUGUGCCAAGUGCUAGUUAUUCAAUUCAGUGAAGGUAGACUGAGUUAAUAGGAAUAUUUGAAAUCUGUGAGUACUUUUCGAAAAACCUAGUUUCCCACAAUCCUCAGAGAGUUUCGUAGAAAUAAAAAAGAAGAACAACAGUCUAAAAUUCAAAUAACCAGAGCUCUAGGCGGUUACAUUCUAUUAUUAUUCUUGAAAAGCUUCACUAGCUACUAUGCUGCCAUGUUUAUAAAAUAGAAGCCCUCAAGUUCAGAAGCGAUAUUUGGGCUAGUAAAAAUGGCGGAUACCCCUACAGCUUCUGCCCCUGCCCCUGCUCCUGCCCCUGCCUUGAGGAUUCAGCUCCAUCAACACCAGCAUCAGCAGAGGCCUCCCAUCACCGUUUCCAGCCAUGCCGACAGAGACCGCGUACAGGAGGUAUUCAGAGAUGCGUUGUCAAAACCUGGACAUCCGUCAAGUUUUGCUGUUCAGGCAAUGCAAGAUGCAGUUAAACCUCAGAAACAAACUGUUCUUGUUCAAGAUGAAAAUCAGUUGUUAGAAAAUGGGUUGCGGACUCUGCUUCAGGAGUUAGUGGCUGCGGCAGUUGAGGCCGGAGAACCAGCCAUGCAACAUGGAGGGUCUAUCGUGGAGGGAGAAAAUAGUCGUGGACUUAUCCCGAGGCUUCUUGAUAUCGUGCUUUAUCUCUGUGAGCGAGGUCAUGUGGAGGGGGGCAUGAUAUUCCAGCUGCUAGAGGAUCUGACUGAAAUGUCAACAAUGAAAGACUGCAAAGAAGUUUUUGCAUAUAUUGAAAGCAAACAAGAUGUUUUGGGAAAGCAAGAGCUAUUUGGAAGAGGGAAGCUGGUCAUGCUUAGAACAUGCAAUCAACUCCUUCGGCGUCUAUCUAAGGCAAAUGAUGUUGUCUUCUGUGGUCGCAUUCUCAUGUUUCUUGCACACUUUUUCCCAUUGUCAGAGCGUUCGGCCCUCAACAUAAAAGGAAUAUUUAACACAUCUAAUGAGACAAAGUACGAAAAAGAACAUCCUCCUGAUGGAAUAUCUAUAGACUUCAAUUUCUACAAGACAUUCUGGAGUUUACAGGAAUACUUUUGCAAUCCUGCACCCAUGAUUUAUAAUCUUUCGAAGUGGCAUAAUUUCGCUGCAAGUUUAGCUACCGUGCUGGAUACUUUUGAGGCUCAACCUCUUGGUGAUGAUGAUGUAAAUGCAGAUGAUCUUGAAGAGAGAGAUGCAUCUGCGUUUAGUAUCAAAUAUCUAACUAGCAGUAAGCUAAUGAGUCUAGAAUUGAAAGAUCCUAGCUUCCGACGCCAUGUUCUUGUUCAGUGCUUAAUUAUUUUUGACUAUCUUAAGAGUCCAGGAAAAGCUGACAAAGAAGCUCCAAAGGAAAGUGUGAGAGAGGAAAUUAAGAUACAUGAAGACCGUGUGAAGAAACUUCUCCAGAUUAUCCCACCAAAAGGAAUUGAGUUUCUUGAUAGCAUUGAACACAUUCUAAAACGUGAGCAGAACUGGGUUUGGUGGAAACGUGAUGGAUGUGUAGCUUUUGAAAAGCAAAUACCGGAACGGAAAGUCACUCAAGAUGGUGUUAAGAAACGAAGGCCACGUUGGAGACUAGGAAAUAAGGAACUUUCACAGCUUUGGAAAUGGGCAGAGCAGAAUCCGAAUGCCCUGACAGAUCCACACCGAGUCCGUACGCCAUCUGUGACAGAUUACUGGAAACCUCUUGCUGAAGAUAUUGAUCCCAGUGCUGGAAUAGAGGCUGAGUAUCAUCAUAAAAACAACCGUGUUUAUUGCUGGAAAGGCCUGCGUUUUUCAGCACGUCAAGAUCUUGAGGGCUUUUCCAGGUACACAGAGCAUGGAAUUGAAGGUGUCGUUCCACCUGAGCUCCUGUCACCUGAAGUCCGAGUUAAAUACCAUGGAAAGACCACAGAGAAAUCUAAACGUGGUGCUAAAAAAGAAGAGGAAACAAAGGGAGCUUCUACUCAAAAUGAAGAAAAUCAGGCAAAUGGGAAGGUUGCAGAGCUGGAUGAUGGUGGAACUGCCCAAGAGAUAGAAGAUGUGCCAACACCAAUGGAUACAGAUGCUAUACCUACAGCAACUCAAAGCGGUGAUCCUACACCAGAAGAAAGUCAAAAACAGAGCUCUGACAUGGAAGCUGGUGCAGAAGGAUUGCAUUCGGAAGGCGGUAAUUCACCUAAUGCAACUAGUGCAGACCUAGAAGAGGUUGUUACCAGGGAUUCAAGUCCCCAAGAUACCGGUGUUUUGUUGAAUGAAGGAUCAAGCCCUAAGGUCGUUGACCAUAAACCAAAUCCCAAGAAACGCCCCUUACCUGACUCCUGAUCCUGUGUCAAAAUAUAUAUUUGAAGCAUCCUUUACCUAACUUCUGAUCGUUGGGGUCAAAAUGUAAAAUUUUGUCCACUUUAUGAUAUUUCAUUUUUGCUGGAUUUUUUAAUUUUAUUGUUAUUUUUGUUAAUUAUCAUGUUGAAUUAGAGCAUGAAACCAUUUAGUUUGUUCUAGAAGAUAAUUAUAUUAGUUAAAAAGCUCAGUAUUUUACAUAA